This is a messenger RNA of Rotaria socialis, 410 nucleotides long. Lineage: Eukaryota; Metazoa; Rotifera; Eurotatoria; Philodinida; Philodinidae. The record is from the annotation of a GenBank genome assembly.
GGUCGGUCCAGACAAAUCAACGGGUCGGGUCGGGUCGGACCGUUGUGAUUAAUGUGUCGGUCCGGGCGGGCCCACCUAGCUGACGGGUCGCAACGGGUCGGGUCGGUCCAUGAAAAGUUGGACCGUUGCGACCCCUGAUAUACAGGCUAGAUCUAUGUCUGUACGUGAAGAGGCUCGCCUCUCUAUGGCACCACCAAGGUAGUGCUUGGUCGCGAGAGCAAUUAUUAACUGGUAAGCAAAAAUUUUCAUUCCAAUCAAUUCUUAUUUUCUUAUUUCGUUUUAGUUCAUCUCGAUUUCUUCAACAGCAAAGUAAUUUCACUUAUCUUAUUCCAAACAAAUAAAAUUAAUUGUUAUUUUUAUGUUUUAGUUCCAUUCAACAAACAAUUCAAUCCAAAUGGACACAAAUGUAA